AAAGGCGGAGCCUGAGUGGGUAAGCCGGUGGAAGAGGCGGUCUUCGGUGGCAAUGGCGGAAAGGGCGGGGCCUGCUGGAGAACCAGUCACUGACUGCAGCAAUCUGAAGCGACCCAGCGGUUCUACCCGCCCCGCCCCACUCGAGACACCAUGGUGGCGAACUGGUGGCACGCUGGACUCAGCUACAUCCGGUUCUCCCAGAUCUGGGCGAAAGCAGUGAGGGAUGCCCUGAAGACCGAGUUCAAAGCAGACUUUGAGAAGACUUCCCGCAGCAGCAUAAAGAUCAUGAAAGUGAAGAAGGAGUAGCCGGCCCUGACUGAAACAUGAACUGCCGAAUCGCCAAGGUGAAGACAUGUGGGUACCUGUUACAGCAGGUUGAAAUCAACCUCACCUCCUGGGGACAAAACUACCCUUGUUGAUAAAUUGACUAGGCCAAUAAAUUGGCAUGGUUUACUCUCAAAAAAAAAAAAAAAAAGAAAGAAAGAAAGAAAGAGAACCAGUCACUGCCUUGUUAAUGUGGUCAUGCUUGUGGACUGUCAUCAGUAGCACCAUGCAUCUUGAUCACCCCUAAGAAGGAAUGAAAUCCUGACUUGCCUUCUAACGGGGAUGAACAGAGAAAUGAGGUGAUCAAGAACAGGAAAACUCUGUAUGAUUCUGUUUACAUGAGGCUGCUAGGGUUGUUAAAUACAUAGCCACAGAGUGGGGUGGUGAUCGCCUCCUCAGGCUAGCAGAAGGGAGAGGAAAGUCACUGUUCUGUGGGCUGGAGUUCCAUCCUCCAUGAUGAACAGAGCUCUGGAGAUGGAUGGUGGUGAUGGUUUGACAUGGUGGUAUGGUUAAGGUCACUAAACCGACAUUAGAAAUAUCCAUGGUGGCCAGAGGGAUGACUAGGCAAUUGAGAGUACAUACAGCUCUUGCAGAUGACCAGAGUCAAUUCUCAAUGUAAGCUAUCAGUUGGCUCACAACCGCCUGUAACUCCAGUUCCAGGGAGAUCUGACACCUCUAUCCUCUACAGGCACUGGCUCUCACAGGUACAUACCCACACAUGAAUACACACAAGUUGUAGAAAGUGUGUGUUUUUGUUAAUUCUUGCAUAUGCUAUCCAUUGGUUUAUACGUGAAUCAUAUCUUCUUGGUAAAAGAAUACCCGAGGAAGCUUUUGAGGGUUCAUGGAGUAUGGUGAACAGUUUGACUCUAAUUCACAGGACUCUCUAGGUGUGAUCAUUCUCAGGUAUUCAGGUGGUGAAGUCUAUGUCUGGGGGAGAGCAGGACUUGGUUCUGGAAGAAGCAGACACCCAACUCCCUUCUCGGCCAAAAGGUAGAAAGUGUCAGGAUCCAAGGGAAGCCCUGAGGCUGCUGAAAGAGACUCUGUAAAGGUAGGUGUGCUGCUUGCAGGGCCCUCAAAGGUUCAUAUGUUUCAAUGCUUGGUCUGUAUUGGUGGAACUGUUUAAGAAGGAUUAGGAG
Molecule: messenger RNA, 1460 nt
Organism: Onychomys torridus (southern grasshopper mouse)
Lineage: Eukaryota; Metazoa; Chordata; Mammalia; Rodentia; Cricetidae
Product: ATP synthase subunit epsilon, mitochondrial-like
Exons: 2
Coding region: 151-306 (51 amino acids)
Biological process (GO): proton motive force-driven mitochondrial ATP synthesis
Cellular component (GO): mitochondrial inner membrane
Molecular function (GO): proton-transporting ATP synthase activity, rotational mechanism
Source: RefSeq, a predicted model, not a curated record